Macrosteles quadrilineatus (aster leafhopper) is the source of this 1472-nucleotide messenger RNA. Its product is annotated as protein SSUH2 homolog. Lineage: Eukaryota; Metazoa; Arthropoda; Insecta; Hemiptera; Cicadellidae. Bases 226 to 1281 code for a protein of 351 amino acids. The transcript has 8 exons. The record is from RefSeq and is a predicted model, not a curated record.
CCGCUCUCCCGACGCCGACAUGCCGCCUCCCCGACGCUCGUCCCUCAUGUCUUACACGCCGUCCUCCAGGCGGAACAGUUCCAACAAAAACUAAAAGGAUGAUAAUUCACAGGUGGUUCACAGAAUUCCCGAAGCCACCUUCAUAGAUGGAUCCCGAAUUUGUUAGUUCACAGUGUUGGGUUUGAUGAAGCAGAAUGUCAUCUAUCAGGGCCUCCUUUGGAGCUCAUGGACCGCAUCUCUGGGUAUGAAGAUGUAUCUUUUGACUCUACUUGUGUUCCACCCCCGGCUGAAAGCAGGUGUUGUAUUGACGAAGGCCAGGAGAGUAACACCCCAGUGGUAGACAGACCGUCGCUGACGGAGCAGGAAGCCAGAGAAGCCCUCCUCACACACAUCGGCAAACACUCCUGUUAUGGCAGAGACACUGCCAACAGUCACCUCAUAACUAGCUUGGAGGCCUCAUCUGCCUUUCAUUACCAGUUGGAGACGUUCACAGAGCGCAGGGAGAACUCGUGGGCACACACAGCGUUCUCUACGAUGACAGAAAUCGACGGGCCUGAUAACGGACCUGCGCCACUGCCAUGGGACAUUGCCGUCUCGCCUCGAGGCAUGUUCGAGGCGGAAGUCAAGACAUUGUGGGUCCCUCACACGUCGUCUGUCAAACAUUGCUUCCGCUGCAACAGCCAGGGCUCUGUGGCAUGUCAGGAGUGUCAUAGUAAAGGAUGGGUAAGGUGCUUACACUGCAAUGGGGAUGGGUUCACGUCAGAGUUUGACUACAAGGAAAGGUGUGUGUUCUGCCGAUCAUCCACCCACGGGUUCGGCCGUCUCGACUGUCUCAGAUGCAAAGCCUCUGGCAGGAUCUUAUGUCAGCCGUGUGAAGGCACCGGCCUCAUGAUAUACUACAUUCUCCUCACCAUCACAUGGAAAACGAAUAUAUCUGAGUAUAUAAAAAAAAGUGUAUCGCUUCCAGAAAAAUUUUUUAGAUUUGUAACUGGAGAAGAAGUAUUUUCACAGAUUGGAGAAAGAAUAAAGCCUCUUACAGAAUUCCCUCAGGAAGAAGUAAAUGAAGCAUCUAAAAACCUUAUAAACAAUCACAUAUCAACAUUUGUCGACCAAAAAAUACUAAUGCAGAGACAAACAGUUCGAGCUGUCCCAAUCACUCAUGUAAGAUACAAGUGGAAAGGCCAUGAGGGUCAAUACUUUGUGUUUGGGGAGGAGAACAGAGUUCAUGCCCCAGACUACCCUCAGACUUGCUGUUGGGGCUGCAUAUGCACCAUACUUUAACACCAUCAGAGACUUACAUAAAUAAAUGACAAUUUAAUUUGCUUCGAUGUAAAAUAGUAUCAUAACACAACAGAAUUAUUUUGACAAAUUGUAGCUUGUAUUGUAAAAUACUAGUAUCAAUAGAAUAUGUAUUGAUUAUUACAUUUAUUUAAAUAAAAACAUUGUUGAGGUUGUACAAAAUCAUUUUGAAA